Messenger RNA from Danio rerio (zebrafish), 1525 nucleotides. Lineage: Eukaryota; Metazoa; Chordata; Actinopteri; Cypriniformes; Danionidae. The record is from RefSeq and is a predicted model, not a curated record.
AAAAUCGCCAACAACUUCCCAGGAAGUGUUUAUCUGACCGCUGCCAACAUGGAUUUAACAAAACAGCAAACCCGAGUGUCAUGAUUCUCUUCUGAUCCCCUCAAUAGUAGAUAUUGUAUAAACUAUCGGGCUGUGUAUGUUUAAUCUCCUGAAGAGCUCAUGACUGCUCAGUGAGCGCUAAAGCUAGGCUAGGCUAGGCUAACAGUACUCAGUGUUUGUGAUGUGAGCUGCUCAACAGUGUUUUUGAGGAUGUACACUUUAUUAUCGGGCCUCUACAAGUACAUGUUUCAGAAGGACGAGUAUUGUAUCCUCAUCCUUGGCCUGGACAAUGCAGGAAAGACGACCUUUCUGGAACAAACAAAAACCAGGUUCAGCAAGAACUACAAGGGCAUGAACCUGUCGAAGAUCACCACUACUGUGGGCCUCAACAUCGGCACCAUUGAUGUGGGAAAAGCUCGUCUGAUGUUCUGGGAUCUCGGAGGACAAGAGGAGCUCCAGUCUCUGUGGGAUAAGUAUUACGCAGAAUCUCAUGGUGUGAUUUACGUCAUCGACUCCACGGAUGAGGAGCGGCUGGGCGAGUCCAAAAACGCCUUUGAGAAGAUGAUCAGCAGUGAAGCUCUGGAAGGAGUUCCUCUCCUGGUGCUCGCCAACAAACAAGAUGUGGAGAAUUGUCUGUCUGUCCCUGACAUAAAGACGGCGUUCAGCGACUGUGCUCCAAAAAUCGGCAAAAGAGACUGUCUGGUGCAACCCUGCGCCGCUUUAUCAGGGCAGGGCGUGAAUGACGGCAUUGAAUGGAUGGUCAAAUGUGUGAUCCGGAACAUUCACCGUCCACCCAGACAAAAAGACAUCACAUAAAACAGCUUCUUGUGUGUGUGUGUGUGUGUGCGUGUGUGUGCGUGCGUGCUUGCGUGUGUGUGUUAGUUACGGUGUAUGUUAGUGUGAGUAUUUGUGCAUGUUAUUGUGUGUGCAUGCUUGUCUGUUUGUGUUUGUGUGUGUGUGUAUGCAUGAGUGUUAGUCUAUUAGUGUGUGAGUUAGUAUGUGUAUACAUAUGUUUGUGCAUGUUAAUGUGUGUAUGUGUACGUGUGUCUGUUGAUGUGUAUGUCUGUCUGUGUGCAUUAAGUGCGUGCAUAUGUUAUUGUGUGCGCGCGCGCGCGAGUGUUAGUGUAUGGGUGUGUGUUACUAUGUGUGUGUAUAACUGUGUUAGUGUGCGUGUAAGUGUCUGUGUGCGCAGAAGUGCGAGUGUAGUGUGUAUGUUAUUGUGUGCGUGCGCAUGAGUGAUAGUGGAUGGGUGUGUGUUAAUAUGUGUGUGUCUGUGUGUAUACCAGUGUUAUUGUGUGUGGUGUGUGUGUAUGUGUAUGAGUGUUAGUGUAUGGGUGUGUGUUAAUAUAUAUGCGUGCGUGUGCAUGGGUGUAUCUGUGUGUGCGCGUGCGGUCAUGUAUCUGUUUGUGUGCAUGUGCCUGUGUGCAUAUGUUAUUGUGAGUGCGAGUGUAGUGUGUGAGUGUGAGUGUUAGUGUAUGGGUGUCUG